Messenger RNA from Chara braunii, 2996 nucleotides. Lineage: Eukaryota; Viridiplantae; Streptophyta; Charophyceae; Charales; Characeae. The record is from the annotation of a GenBank genome assembly.
CGGCAAACUCGGAGCACCCUGAUAGCGGCGGGACCCGAGCCUCGACGCCAGUCUUGGUCGGCUUCGGAGAGCGCCAAAGGACGCAUAGCGAUGGCGGUAGUUUCUGCUGGCCGUGAUUAGAAUUCUGAGGAAUCUCAAUUUCAAUUUCAAUUUUAAUUUCAAAUUUCGAUUUCAAUUUCGAUUUCGAUGAUGCAGUGCGGACGUCUCAGGAAUGCUGACGUGGCAGCGCGGUGGGCUGUUGGGGUAUGUGAGAGGGGAACGACUGCUGACGUGUUAUUAUGCUGGUGACGGUGGCUGUAAGGGGGGCAGCUAUAAGGGGGCUCUGCAGGCAGAGUCACCAUCGCGAUCAGUUGCGCCACGUGUGGGGGCGUUGGACACGUGGGCGGGGUGGUCGGCGAGGGAGUUCGGAAGGUCGGUGGGGUGGCCGGCGUUGGACACGUGGCGCUCGCGUGGGGGAUGAUGAUGUGAAGAAAUGAAUGGAACGGUCAGGGCGCCUUGGGGGCGGGGGAAUUAGCUGAUGUUUUCACCUGUGGCGCCGGAUGAGGAGUGAAAGCUGCCGAUCGGGGGGUUGAUUCUAUCUGUGUAUCAACCAAUCAGGGUGCAGGAAUGCACAGCAGGAUAAUGUCCUUGAUUGGUUUCACGAGAAUGACAGUGGCAGGAUGGAGACCGCCCAAACCCAGCGUGAGGUAUCUCGAUCUUUCCGCUUGGAUGGGGUAAGCAAUAACCGGUAGGGCCAACCCGAGCUGCGGAGGUGGAGGAGGAGGAAGAUCUCAACCAGGCUCGGAAAAGUUCCCAGCUGGCGAUCGUGAGUAGGCGCCAACCCGAGCUGCUGUCGUUUACCCCGCUGGCUGGCUCAUUCACACCCAGCUGAACACCUACGGAUCUUUACCCUCUACUUUGCGGCUUUUGGCACUGUGCUGUGGGGCCUUGGCUCUGUGUGUGUCACACACACACUCACAGGGGGGGGGAGAGAGAGAGAGAGAGAGAGGGAGAGAGAGAGAGAGAGAGAGAGAGAGAGAGAGAGAGAGAGAGAGGCGCAGACGGGGAGAGAGAGAGAGAGGGUGAUAGGAGGAGUUGAGAGAGGGAAGAGGGGGGAAAGAUGUCGGUCGCGGCGGGCGUGACCGAGGCCGCUUUGGCGGUCAGAGAGAAGCUGCGCUUGCGGCAGGUGAAGGUGAAACGUUAUUGGCCGGGAAAGGCACCAGAAUGGGCUGUGGAGGUGGAGGAGGAGGAAGAUCUGACGGUCGCGAUCCCGGCGGCAGGGGAGAAGGGAGCGGCGGGGGAAAAGCCGAAGUUGAAGACUGAUGAUCCCCGGCUGAGGAGAAUUGCGGAGAGCAGGAGGGAGAGGGAGGAGGCCAUUGCGCGCCAUCGACAGAUCAGAGCUGCGGAGGUGGUCUCCACGCGUGAGGAUGAUGAGAGGCGGGCUUUGGCGGCCGCUAGAAGGGGUUAUGCCUCCGAGGAGGAGGAUGAGGAAGACGAGGAGGAAGAGGAUGAUGAGGAGAUCGAGGCCAGGCGAGCGCGGAUCCGAGCAAGGCUUUUGGCUCGUCAGAAAGAUGAAGAGCUUCCGCCGGAGGAGGAGGAGGAGGACGAGGAAGACGAGGAAGAAGGUAGCGAGUACGAGACUGAUUCUGAAGAGGAGUACGCCGGCGUGGCUAUGGUGAAGCCUGUGUUCGUCCCGCGCGGCGAGAGGGAAACCAUCGCCGAGAGGGAACGCCUCGAGCAGCAAGAGGCGGCGUUAUUGGAAGCCGCGAAGAAGAGACUGGAGGUGAGGAAGGUGGAGACGAAGCAGAUCGUCGUAGAGGAGAUUCGGAAGGAAGAGGAGGUCGAGAGAAAUAAGGGGGAGGAUGGAGAUGGUGCAGAGGUGAUCACAGAUGAUGACAUCAACGAAGCAGAAGAGUACGAGAUGUGGAAGCAACGAGAGAUGAGGAGGAUAAAGAGGGACCGAGAAGAGAGGGAAAUGGCUGCCAAGAGCAAGGAGGAGCUUGAAAAGAUACGUAACAUGACGGAAGAAGAGCGGCGGGAGUACGAGAGGCGGAAUCCGAAGCAGUCGUCAGCCCCGAAGAAGAAAUGGAAGUUCAUGCAGAAGUACUAUCACAAAGGCGCCUUCUUCCAGGCGCCGACCGAUGACAAGUUUGGCACAGCUGGUACUGACGACAUUUUCCAUCGCGACUUCUCGUCCCCCACCGGCGAGGAUAAAAUGGACAAGACGAUUCUUCCCCGGGUCAUGCAGGUCAAGCACUUUGGUCGCAGUGGCCGCACGAAGUGGACGCAUCUGGUCGCCGAGGACACGACGCAAUGGGAUAACCCGUGGACUUAUAAUGAUCCGCUGCGGGUCAAGUACAACAACAAAAUGGCAGGAAUGAACCGACCGAUUGCGAAGCCAGCAGGGAACAAGAAACUGAAGGAAUGGGGCGACGAUAGCGUCGAGACUUGAGGGGACCAAGUUAUGGAGCGCUGGCCUGCCCCCGGAACGGUUCCUGUGUACAGCCCCUUCUCCAACUUCACUUUGUGCUAUGUGAAAAAAUUCAAAGUACGUCAUUGCCUUUGCAUUUGAAAAAGUGGUUUGCAGCUGCUGUUGUCGUGUCAUUGCUGCUGUUUUUGUGGUUUCCAGCUUCUUGCACAUUCUUUUCUCAUUUGCCCUUUGUUUCCCUUUGUUUCCUCCCUCCCACAAGUUUCACAUCGAAAUGCGCCACUGGGAUCUCGUCGGUAUCACCUCUAGGCUUUAGUGUUUUGUAAUUGUUUACGUAAGAAAAGUACCACCCGUGGGAUCUCGCCGGUAUCACUUCGAGGCUUUAGUGUCGUACGUGGUCCCGCAACGACCAAAAGUGCAUCUCUUGUACUCGAUUGUACCUGUUUGGUUGGCUGCCCUUCGCUGCAGCGGCACUUCGUUCCGCCAACAGAAACGACACUGCCCCUUUUUUACGCCAGUCCGUCCUUUCGGAUCGUCUUCCCCUCUCCUCGUCUCUUCCUCCCCCCAUCCCGUGCGUUUGCCUCAAUUG